Messenger RNA from Penicillium manginii, 1245 nucleotides. RefSeq names its product SUMO protease ULP1. Gene Ontology annotation, molecular function: deSUMOylase activity. The transcript has a single exon. Gene Ontology annotation, cellular component: nucleus. The record is from RefSeq and is a predicted model, not a curated record. Gene Ontology annotation, biological process: protein desumoylation. Bases 1 to 1245 code for a protein of 414 amino acids. NCBI's taxonomy places the organism in Eukaryota, Fungi, Ascomycota, Eurotiomycetes, Eurotiales, Aspergillaceae.
AUGCCAGGGGCGUUCCCUCCAUCACCGUCAAUAACACCUUCGGCGCAGGUGCCACAACCGCAACGGCCGAGUACUCCCUCCAACGAUGACAUUCCAACGGAACGGCUGGAACGGCUGGGAUUAGAAACCCCCAGAAACCUUCCAUUCCUUCACACGCCACUGGGAUCACAUCUACAUCCAGCGCGACCAAGCUUUACGCCAUCACCGAAACGUGUUGUACCGCCAACGUCUGCUCCCGCAAAAGCGAUUCCUAAACCAGCUCUCCAAGAUGACGUGGAUAUCGAUGACCCCUGGAUGCGGCGGUCGAUGGCAUAUGAAAGACUGCCAUUCGGCCGGCCAGUCUCGGCGGUUCAAUUAUUCACCCGGGAGAAGAAACCAAUACCACCAAAUCGUAUCGCGUCGAUCUACUCAUCGCAAUGGGAAGCGCACGAAAGGGAACGGAGAGCGUUGGAGCGAGAUCAACUCCGACCUCACCGAAUCAUACCGCAAGGACCAGCCGUGCGCCAACUUUCCUACGAGUGGUUAAAUCGGGUCUCCGAUGCCAUGAGAAGCUCAUCAGGCUGUGCAGUUGCAAGAACUCCAUCUGGAGACGACCUGUACCCCAGGGAUAUUGCAACCUGUCUCAAGACAUUAUCGUGGCUGAAUGACGAGAUCAUAAACUCUUACCUAACAGUUCUCGUUCAAUACCUCCGCCAAUCAACCGGCAACGCUGGAAAUGAACGACCUCGUUUCCACGCGUUCAACACAUUCUUCUAUACAACCCUACGAGAUAAAGGUUACCAAGGUGUACGGCGCUGGGCGAACCGCGCCAAAAUCGGCGGCGAGGGCCUCUUAGAUGUACAGACCGUGUUUAUCCCCGUCCACGAGUCCUCACAUUGGACUCUCCUAGUUGUGCGACCAGCAGACCGUGCGAUCGAGUACUUCGACUCCCUUGACCGGAUGGGUCGACAAGGCGCGCGACAGGUCAAAAACAUCAAGGAGUGGCUCCGAGGAGAACUCGGCGCCAAAUAUGACGACGACGAGUGGAACGUUCUUCCAUCCGUAUCUUCCCAACAAGAUAAUGGCAGUGACUGCGGUGUGUUCCUCCUCACAAACGCAAAGGCCAUUGCGCUUGAAAUCGAGCCAACUGCCUUUGGACCUAGCGACACCCAGAAUCUGCGGAAGAAGAUCGUCGCGGAACUUAUGAACGGUGGUCUUCAUGGUGACUUCUGUCCUGUUGAUAGGAUGGGGAACACUCUACUUUGA